Messenger RNA from Tetrahymena thermophila SB210, 1698 nucleotides. RefSeq lists its product as hypothetical. Lineage: Eukaryota; Ciliophora; Oligohymenophorea; Hymenostomatida; Tetrahymenidae. The record is from RefSeq and is a predicted model, not a curated record. The transcript is spliced from 5 exons.
AUGAGUUAAAAUCCAAAUCUAAUUAAAAUACAAAAUAAUCUUUCUAAAGAGUUUUAAAAAUGGAAAUUUUAAAGAGAAUAAAAUCAUUAGCUAGUGAUAGAUGACAUUGAGAGAUCUUCUUUAUUUUUUAAAUUUAAAGAUUUUCAAAAUAAUAAAAACACAAAAAAUGCAACUAGUAGCUAAAAAAGUUUGAAUAAUGCUAAUCUUUUAUCACCAAAAAAUAAUAAUCCUACUAAAGUGUUUAGUUCAUCUUUAAACAACUUCAGAAAAACCAUCAUAAUAGAUGGCAUUAAAGAUAAAAAUCAUGUUUAUAACUAAUUAUUUAAUUCAUAAGAAAAUUUACCCUUUGUACCAUACAUUAAUGAAAGAGAUAAGUUGGGUAGGCUAGUAAAAGAUAAUGAGAAGAGUGAUGUCAAGAUAAAUGAAGUUAAUAUUGUGAACUAAAUUUCAUAUAAUUAAAGGCAUUUAAAAUUUUAAAAGACGAUUGAAAUAGAUUCGUAUGAGGAUUCUAAUUAAAAAAGUUCAUUUCUGCCAUCUUAACAUAUUUAAGAUGACUAGGAAAUAUAAAAGUUCAAUAACCAAAAAGAAAAUAAAUCAAAACACUAAAAAUCUUUAUCUUAUAUUCCUUUCAGCACAUAAAACAACAAUUCUACAAAUUUGCCAGAAAAAAUACGUAGUUCUACAUUCUAUUCUACAAUUAGCAAUAAAGGAUAAAGUUCUAAUAAAUUGAAUUAAUUGUUAAAGGGAAUAGGAUCUUUUCAAUAGAUUUCAAUGGUAAAGAUUCCUGAAUAGAGUUUUUAAGGGAAGCAUACUUUUAUAAAUAUCAAUUCUUUGCAGUAGAUUAACAUGAAUGAUCACCAUGAAAAUAUAAAUCAAAAUCAAAAUUACAGUUCAUUAUUAGGUCAUAAAUAGUCUAUCCCGUCUCUAAGCUAACUUAAUUAAAAUAAAAGCUUUACUUAAUUGAUUUCUUAUAACUCAUAACCUUGCUCUCCUUCACGUUUUAUAACAAAAAUACAGAGCAAUAAUAACUCUGUCUGUUGUGAUGAAAAGAUUUUAGAAGUGGAUAAAAAUAAAUAAUUUAAAUGCUCAUAAGAAGAAGUUGUUAGAAAAACAGAAGCUUUUUACAAAAAAUAUAUUGAUUCUAAAAUAAAAAGAGAAAACCUUGAGAAGAAAGAAGAAUUUCCAACAAAAUUUAAAGCCAGAGUAUUACCUUUGAAAUUCCCUGAAUCAGCUAAAGCUUCACACGCAUGUAGAAUAUUGUACAAUCACUCUAAAAAAAUAGAAAAAUUUAAUAAAAUGAUAGAUAGAAAUGAUCCAAAUAUAUUAAAUUUUGAGGUAGACAAUAAAUAGAAGAAUACAGAAAAAUAUAAGAAUGCAAUGGAAUCAUAUAAAAAGAGAUUUUCGAUAGCAGCAGGAUUCAAUUUUUAAAAUAAUCUAAAGAAAAAUGAUGAAAGGAAAUAGUUAAAAGAGUAAAAAAGACAAUAACUCUUAGAAAAAUGGGGAGAAAGAGUCGAUUCAUCUGAGUUAGAUGAUGAAGAGGAGAAAUAUAGGAAAAAAAUAUUAAAUCCAAUCUUAACAAAAGAGUAAUAAAUCCAAAAAGAUAGAGAACGGAAGAGAUAGAUUUUUGAUGAAUAUGAAAAAUGGUAUACUCUUCAAAUGUAUUAUAUUUAAAGUUCUGACAAAGAUGUCUAGCUUUGA